Molecule: messenger RNA, 1932 nt
Organism: Phlebotomus argentipes
Lineage: Eukaryota; Metazoa; Arthropoda; Insecta; Diptera; Psychodidae
Product: glucose dehydrogenase [FAD, quinone]-like
Exons: 2
Coding region: 63-1919 (618 amino acids)
Molecular function (GO): flavin adenine dinucleotide binding; ecdysone oxidase activity
Source: RefSeq, a predicted model, not a curated record
UCGAUUAAUAUUCUCUUCUCCCAUUUACAAGAAUCUCAGUCUGCCUUUGGAUCUCUUGCGAGAUGGAGUGUUUCUCUUCUUCGUGCCCUGAUCUCAGUGUGGGAGCAGUGAAUACUUACUUAUCACUUCUCUUCAGUUAUCUAAGCAUUUCGCAAUGCUCUCUUUCGCCACCGGAAAUGUGGCCAAGGGAUUAUGGCGAAGUCGUGAUAAGGAAAGGAUUUGAGGUGUAUGACUUCAUAAUUGUGGGCGCAGGUUCUGCUGGCUCGGUUGUUGCAAAUCGCUUGACCGAAAAUCCUGAUUGGAAGGUGUUGCUUUUGGAAGCUGGAGACGAUCCACCAAUAGAGUCCGCCGUUCCACAACUUGUCAUUGGGAUGUUGCAAACGAAAUACGACUGGAAUUACAGAGUUGAAAAAUCAGACAAAUAUAGUUUGUACUUCCCAAAGGGCGGUUACUGGCCCAGGGGAAAAAUGCUCGGAGGAUCAAGUUCAAUCAACGGAAUGAUGUACGUCAGAGGAAACAAGCGUGACUACGACAACUGGGAGAGCCUUGGAAAUCCAACCUGGGAAUGGGACAAUGUUCUGCAGUAUUUCAAGAAGUCAGAAGAUAAUCAAGAUCCUGAAAUUGCAAACGAGGAUGGAGGAUAUUAUCAUUCAACUACGGGCCCAAUGUCAGUGGAAUUAAGUAGUUCUAAUGAGACAAUCAAUGAAAUUAUCCUUGCAGCUGCUCGUGAGUUGGGUUUCAAAUUUGUCCUCGAUACCAACGGACACGAGCAGAUAGGAUUCACUAUGAGUCAGUCCACGAUCAGGGCAGGAGUGAGAGAGAGCACAGCUAAAGCAUUUCUAGUUCCCGUUAAGGAUAGACCUAAUCUUCACGUCGUGAAGAAUGCUUUUGUUCUCAAUCUAGAAAUCGACAACGCUGGUGUUGUGACCGGCGUUAGCGUGGCGUUAAAAGGACAAAUCCUAAAGGCUUUCGCGAAAAAAGAGGUAAUCGUGAGCGCAGGGGCUAUCAACACGCCACAGAUACUGAUGUUGUCCGGAAUAGGUCCCGCUGGUCAUUUGCAAGACAUGGGAAUACCGGUGAUUCGGGAUUUAUCAGUGGGUCGAAACCUACAAGAUCAUCCAACUAUAAUGAUUUACGUGAAGCUGCAGUCAAAAGAAGCCGCACCAUCGCAACUUGAAGUGUUGCUGAGUUUCUACCAGUACUUAAUCAGUCACAUGGGUGCUCUUGCAAGUAUUGAACUUAUGCAAGGUCAUGUUAGUGUUAAUGAUCCACUCGAUAUAUAUCCUGACACAUUCUUCCAUCAUAAUUUCGUGAAAAAAGGUCAAAGUAACGGCAUAAUGACGAUAUACAAACUUGUGGGAUAUGCUGAUGAAGUGGUACGAACUGUUGCAAAUGCACUUGAAAGCUCAGAUGUUCUUAUUGUAUCUAUUGUCGGUCUCAGGCCAAAGUCUAAAGGAGAAAUUUUGUUAAAAAGCGCUGAACCUAGAGAGAAACCACGCAUAAUUCCCAAUUACAUAUCAGAUCCUUCUGACGUUGAGACUCUUAUCAAGGGUAUUCGACUUUAUCUGAGAUUCCUUAAAACGGAAUCUUUCUUAAACCACGAAGCUGAAUUACUUACUAUUCCCAUUGCGGAAUGUGAUGCCAUGGAAUUUAACAGCGACGAAUACUGGGCAUGUUACUGUCGAUAUCUUGUCUUAACCAAUUAUCACCCAGUGGGAACUGCAAAAAUGGGUCCUGUCUCAGAUCCUGAAAGUGUUGUGGACUCAAAGUUAAAAGUGAAAGGCACGAAAGGCUUGAGGGUUAUUGAUGCUAGUAUUAUGCCCGUCAUUCCGAGUGGAAAUACCAAUGCCCCGACUAUCAUGAUUGCAGAGAAAGGAGCAGAUUUCAUUAAGGAGGCUCAUGGAUUCGUAGCCAUAUAGUUAUCAAGCAAUA